ACUGUAAUACUUAAAAAAAAACCGGACUAAAGACGAGUUUCAUCUAUAUCCAAGUUUAGCUCCCGCAUCACUCUAACUAUCCAAAUCCACCGAAACACAUCAAAACUCCUUUGCUUUGAUUCAGGAUCUUUGUCAACAACUCAACAUUUCAAACACAUCAAAAGGAUCCGCCAUUGAUAGAAGCAUAACAAAAAGAUGAACGAUCAAAUCAUCUCACACAAGGCUUACGCCAGAAUUGGGCUGCUGGGAAACCCAAGUGAUGUGUACUACGGCAAAACCAUCUCCAUUAGUAUCUCCAAUUUCUGGGCUUCUGUUAGUUUGGAGCCUUCUGAUCAUCUUGUCGUCAAACCCCACCAUUUUCAUGAUCUUGUUCAGUUUCAAUCUCUUCAUCAUAUGGUGGAUCGUUUAGAGAAUGAGGGUUUCUAUGGAGGGGUGCGUUUGCUUAUGGCGAUCUGCAAAAUUUUCUACAAAUACUGCAAGAAACAUUACAUUGAUCUUCAUGAGAGGAACUUUACCCUAUCGUAUGAUACAAAUAUUCCUCGGCAGACAGGACUUUCAGGUUCUAGUGCCAUUGUAUGUGCUGCCCUGAAUUGUAUGCUUGACUUUUACCAAGUCAGGCACCUGGUUAAAGUAGAGGAGAGACCUAAUCUUAUCUUGGACGCUGAAAAGGAGCUUGGCAUUGUGGCUGGUCUCCAAGACCGCGUGGCACAAGUUUAUGGAGGACUUGUUUUUAUGGACUUCAGCAAAAAUCACAUGGAUAAACUGGGACAUGGUAUUUAUACACCAAUGGAUAUCAGUCUGCUUCCUCCUCUCUACCUCAUCUAUGCUGAAAAUCCAAGUGACUCAGGAAAGGUGCAUAGUACUGUUAGAAAAAGAUGGCUAGAAGGUGAUGAAUUUAUAAGAUCAACGAUGAAUGAAGUUGCAAGUUUGGCUGUGGAGGGAAGACAAGCUUUACUGGACAAAGACUAUGAAAAAUUGGCAUCUCUGAUGAAUCACAAUUUUGACCUCCGCAGAAGUAUGUUCGGAGAUGAUGCUCUUGGGGCUAUCAAUAUAAAGAUGGUGAAGAUAGCACGGGAGGUAGGUGCUGCGUCAAAAUUCACUGGAAGUGGAGGGGCUGUGGUUGCAUUUUGCCACUGGGGACCCCAGCAAGUUGAGCUUCUGCAGGAGGCUUGUCAGAAGGCUGGUUUUAUCAUGCAGCCUGUUCAAGUUGCCUCGCCAAAUUUGAAUGACCUAGAUUUUGGAAGCUCGCAUUCUACAUGAUACAGCUUACUAUUAAAACUGUUUGCCCAAGAACACAUUCCUUCAUCAUAUUCUUCCUUUAGUUUUUACAGGCAUACAUCUACAUAAUUUUCUUGCAAUAUGCAACCACAGGCAUAACAUGUACUUAGUGAAGGUUCUUGUUUUUCAAGUCAGUGCUAUAGCUUUUAUUUGUUUUAUAUUUCAAUAAAUGCUGUAAUUUGGCUUAAACUCGAUUCCUUUUUAAUUUAA
This is a messenger RNA of Chenopodium quinoa (quinoa), 1488 nucleotides long. Its product is annotated as glucuronokinase 1-like. Gene Ontology annotation, molecular function: ATP binding. Lineage: Eukaryota; Viridiplantae; Streptophyta; Magnoliopsida; Caryophyllales; Amaranthaceae. The record is from RefSeq and is a predicted model, not a curated record. Bases 196 to 1260 code for a protein of 354 amino acids. The transcript has 6 exons.